AUGGAUGCACCACUUUCGUCUACGGUGUUACAGAGCAGCGAGAUAGACACUCUCAUGCGAGACAACGAUGACACUUUCGCGAUUAACGGCGUCGUACAGAACGGGUUUGUAGACCCAAGAGAGCUACAGCCAUAUCCAAGCCAUCUAGAAAAACCAGAUUCUGUGACGGAAUCACUAGAUCACUCUCAGUCAUCAGAAUCUGUCACGAAAUUUUCGGGCAGGAAGCUCUUCCUGCCUACGGGAUGUUGUUACGAUGAUAGGAUGAAAUUUCACGCGAACGCAGAUUACACAGAGAACUCACAUCACCCUGAAGAUCCCCGCCGAAUAGGCGCCAUUAUGGACGCUUUCAGAGAAGCUGGCCUAAUCUACAGUGGUUCUGAGCUUGAGUUGGCUGAAAUAUUGAAGAACUCGCCGACGAAGUAUCUAUGGCGUAUUCCGGCACGAGAAGCUCGGAGAGAUGAGAUUUGCCUAGCACAUACACCGUCUCAUUACGAGUGGGUACGAGAGCUGGACAACAAGAGUUCUGCUGAGCUACGAGCCAUGACGUUGGCCUUUGAUGAGGGAAGGAAGUCUUUAUAUGUUGGUAACUUGACAUACUUGGCGGCGCUUGUUUCCGCUGGAGGUGCUAUCGAAUCUUGCAAGCGGGUUGUCGAAGGGCAGCUGAAAAAUGCGAUUGCUGUGAUACGGCCGCCUGGCCAUCACGCAGAACAUAAUGAGUCGAUGGGGUUCUGUAUAUUUAACAAUGUCCCAAUCGCUGCAAAAGUCUGUAUGCAGGACUACCCCGAGAUUUGUCGCAAAGUGCUUAUUCUCGACUGGGACGUCCAUCAUGGCAACGGCGUACAGAACAUCUUCUACGAUGAUCCAAAUGUUCUCUAUAUCUCGAUCCAUGUCUACUCAGAUGGUAGUUUCUAUCCUGGUAAAGGUGACGAUCCUGACGCUCCAGACGGUGGCAUUCCAAUGGUUGGAUCCGGUCCUGGGGUGGGCAAAAAUGUCAACAUCGGGUGGCACGCACAGGGAAUGGGUGAUGGAGAAUAUAUGGCCGCUUUUCAGAGGAUUGUAAUGCCUAUAGCCCAGGAAUUCGAUCCCGAUCUCGUCAUUGUAUCCGCUGGAUUUGACGCUGCGGCAGGUGAUGAACUUGGGGGUUGUUUUGUGUCGCCGGCCUGUUAUUCGCACAUGACGCACAUGUUAAUGUCCCUGGCCAACGGCAAAGUGGCCGUCUGUCUCGAGGGUGGUUACGACUUGACGGCGAUUUCGAAGUCGGCGCUCGCUGUUACUCAAACUCUUAUGGGUGAACCUCCUGAGCGUAUGGAGAUUCCACCCAUCAAUCAUAAAGCGUCUAAGGAUUUGGAGCAGGUCAGGGCGGUACAGAGCCGUUACUGGAAAUGUAUGCGUCCUGGCAUCAACUUGGUCGCGGAGCUGUUAGAUCGAGACGCUAUCAGGUUGAGCACCGUUGCUAGGGGAUAUGAAAAGGGUAUCUUGAGCAAGAAGCACAACAUGAUCACCAUGCCAAUCCUUCGUAAUAAGCUGAACAAGAUAUUCGAGGAUCAGGUGUUGGUCACGCCUCAGAUUCACACUGCAAAGAGAAUACUCAUUCUACUUCAUGAUCCUCCUGCGAUAUUCGCUCAACCCGACGUUAUUAAUAAUUCUAUCGCGCCUCACAACGGAUUUAUGGCUGCGGAUAAUUUCCCAUACAUCGACUGGGCGAUCGAGAACAAGUUCGGAGUAAUCGAUGUGAACUUCCCAAAAGAGAUACCAAAAGGGGACAUUAAUCCAUUUCUACCUAACUCUUCAGAACAAGAUGUCCAAACACAGUUUCAGGAAUUGCUCAGCUACUUGUGGGAUAAUCAUCUUCAAAUUAAUUCGGGUGCACCUAUCGUGCUACUAGGAGUCGGCGACGCAUAUCUUGGAAUUAAGCAGCUACUUACAGCCCGUGAGGUCAAAGAUCGGAUCCCCUGCGUCCUAGCAUUCGUAACCGGCUCUCUACGUCCUGUGAAAUCUGAGACAGACCCCGGCCUGUCGAAAUGGUACAAGGAAAACUCCCUUAUAUACGUAUCUUCAGAUCACUCAUGCUGGAACGAUGAGGAGAAUGCCAAACGUGUUCGCAAAAGCCGGUUUGGACAUGUUAAGAAGAGUGAAGUUACUGGAUUAGGUCGAAUGAUGAAGAAGUACCAAUCAGAAGCUAGCGAAUGGCUUUUGAGCCAGGUGGAAACAUGGGAAGCACAGCGAGUCGACGAUGAGACAGAAGAUGAAGCAAUGGCGGAAACGAGUUCGAGGACGGUGAAUGUGCCUGGUCUUGGAUUGAGUGGCAUGAAUGGGGGUGGAGGAGUUGUUGCUAGCGCGUGA
Molecule: messenger RNA, 2343 nt
Organism: Glarea lozoyensis ATCC 20868
Lineage: Eukaryota; Fungi; Ascomycota; Leotiomycetes; Helotiales; Helotiaceae
Product: Arginase/deacetylase
Exons: 4
Coding region: 1-2343 (780 amino acids)
Biological process (GO): chromatin organization
Cellular component (GO): histone deacetylase complex
Molecular function (GO): histone deacetylase activity
Source: RefSeq, a predicted model, not a curated record